Messenger RNA from Ilex paraguariensis (yerba mate), 1506 nucleotides. The record is from the annotation of a GenBank genome assembly. NCBI's taxonomy places the organism in Eukaryota, Viridiplantae, Streptophyta, Magnoliopsida, Aquifoliales, Aquifoliaceae.
AUGGGACCAGAGAUACUGGGAGCUAUAAUGAUGGCUGUUAAAAUUCUCAUUUUUAGACCCCCAACACUUCACGGAGUACCCAAAGAUGAAACACUGCGGAUGGGCCAUGCUGAAACUUGCAGCGAAUUAAAGAAGAUAUUUGCCGAUCUUGUUAAGCAAUCUAAGCCUCUGGAACUUCCUCUGGACACAGUUAACCUUCCACAUGAUGGUUCGCUAAUUCCAGAAGCUUAUGCAGAAUUGGGUACUGUUUCCAAUAGUCAUGAACGAAGCCAGCCAAUUGUUAACCUUCCACAUGAUGCUUCUGUUAUUCCAGAAGCAAUGGAUGCAGCAGAUACCGUUUCUAACAAUAAUGAAUGCAACCAGCUAGUGGUUAACCUUCCACUUGAUGCUUGGGUCAUUCCAGAUGCUUCCAGAGAAGGAGAUUCUGUUUCCAACAAUCAGGAACUAAACCAGCCAGUGGUCCACCCUCCACAUGAUGGCUCAGUCAUUCCAGAAACUUCCCGAGAAGCUGAUACUGUUUCCAACAGUCAUGAACGAAGGAAGCCUGUGGUCAAGAUUAGGGUAAGACAAUCUGCUGCAUCCAGUAGAGCUGAGGAUGCUGAUAAUAGAAUCAUUGAAAAAUCUCAAGCUGGCCAUAACGAUACUGAUCGUGGUGCCAGUAGUUCUGUUUCUGUGGAUGCCCCCCAAAGGAAUUUCACCGAUACUCUGAGCAUUGGUAACCAAAAUCUUGAGGAUGUCAACUCCUGCCAUGAUGUUGGGUCCCGGGUGACUGCCAGCAUCGGUAGUGCCAAACUCGCAAGUGACGGUGAUGAACUAGUCAAGGAACUUCAGUGCACUGCUGAUUCAGGCAAAGUUUCUGGGCUACCACCACCGGAUGAUCAAUUGUCCCUCAGAAUUAUGAAGGAAGACUAUGCAGAAACAGAGACUCAUAAAUAUGCAAGUCUACAAAGACUUACUUUCACAGGUUCAUUAGCCAUGGAGAAUUCUCAUUUGCGGAGUAAAGAGAAAGGGAAGAAGAAAGAUAAGGAAAAGAAGAGAAAGCGGGAUGACCACAAAAGUAAUCGGGAUGAUCCUGAGUACUUGGAACGCAGGCGGCUGAAGAAGGAGAAGAAGCAGAAGGAAAAGGAGAUAUCAAGGCUACUGAGUGGGGAAGCAAAUGCAUCUUCUUCAGCAGUUGAGUUGCAAAGUAAGAAAGAGAAAGCUGAAACCAAAAUUCCAAUACAAAGUGGGGAGACCAAAGCUACUUUAUUAGAAUUGCAGAGCAAGAGAGAUGAAACUGAAAUCAGGUUGGGAAUGGUGAGUAGAACGGCAAAGGCACCCUCGGCCGAGCUACAUAGCAAGGUAGAGGAACCUGGAACCAAUGUGCCGACUUUGCAAGUGAAACCAUCUGAAACAAGCGGGUCGAAGGUGGUUAUAAAGAGGGUGGAUUCAGGGACUAAUGCAUUAGAAGGUAAUUCUCAUAAACUCAAAAUUCGAAUUAAAAAUCGAACGCUUAGCAAAUCAUAA